Messenger RNA from Fusarium sp. VM40, 1005 nucleotides. The record is from the annotation of a GenBank genome assembly. Lineage: Eukaryota; Fungi; Ascomycota; Sordariomycetes; Hypocreales; Nectriaceae.
AUGGAGCUGCCGCUACCUCGAGAUGCGAAUCGAACUCUUCGUAUGAAGAGAAGCGGUCGCAUCAGCGCCCUCACCCUCUCCCUUUCUCCUGAGCACGCUCAACAACAACAUCAACGGAGUAUAACAUCACCCGCAAAAGCCUCACCUUCCAUGCGCUCGCCGCAUUCCUCCCUCGUCUCUCCAGAAUACCUAUCCCGCAGCGCAUCCACACUAAACCACCACCGCAACAUCUCCGGCUCUGGUCCUUCCCCCGGCACCUCGGUCGUCGACUAUGGCUCCAUGCGCUCCGACUCACGCGCUGAAUCCUCCCUUACAGUCCGCGCUCCCGAACGAGGCGGAUCGCCGCCGCUGACGCCGUUCCCGCCGUGGGUUAGCGAGGAGGAGGACGAGGGCGACGACUGCGAGAAUCGUACUUGGGAGGGAUCUACGACUCGCACGGAUGGGAAGAGACAUAGUUACGAUGGCAGUCAUGUGCCUGUGACGAUUGUACGCGUUGAGGGCCGCUGGGUAGUUAGCUCUGUCAUACAUGGCCUCGUGCUCGCGUUGCAGUUUACUGUGACACUGGGUGUUUUUAGUGCUUUGAUGUGGAUUACUGUGUGGAAGGAGAACGAGCCCGGUAAUGACUUCGAUGACUGGCUCUGGAAACUCGCCGACCCCACGCUCAUCACAGUGCUGCUCCUCUGCUCAGCGAGUCUUGUCAUCCACGAAGUCAAGCUCCUUUCCUCGGUCGCACUGCUCUAUCUAGAGUCCCUCAUACUCGCCGCAACGACCGUAUCAAGCCUCGUACUGUGGGCGCGGUGCUUCCAGGAGGAGAGUCGUAGUGUCAAGGGUGUGUUGAUGGGCUGCAAUGUUUUUAUGUGGGGACUAGCUCUUUUUGCAUUCGUCCGAGCUGUUGUCGUUUGGAAGGUCGAGGCUAAUGAAGACGAGAUGGAUCACGAGAGGGCGGUUAUGUAUGGGACGUUUACGCUGUGGGGAAUGGGGGAUGAGAGACGGGAGUCUUUAUGA